Molecule: messenger RNA, 2819 nt
Organism: Melanotaenia boesemani (Boeseman's rainbowfish)
Lineage: Eukaryota; Metazoa; Chordata; Actinopteri; Atheriniformes; Melanotaeniidae
Gene: acsl2
Product: acyl-CoA synthetase long chain family member 2
Exons: 20
Coding region: 80-2209 (709 amino acids)
Biological process (GO): long-chain fatty-acyl-CoA biosynthetic process; long-chain fatty acid metabolic process; very long-chain fatty acid metabolic process
Cellular component (GO): endoplasmic reticulum; membrane
Molecular function (GO): arachidonate-CoA ligase activity
Source: RefSeq, a predicted model, not a curated record
UUCCGAUAGGUCUCAUGCAGAAGUGCUGAUCUUUGCAGUGCAAUCUUGGACAAUUUCAAGGCCCGCGACUUACUCAGCGAUGCAUUUACAGGAGUGGCUGCAGUUACUGUGCUCCCACACAGGACUUAAAGGCUCUGAGUCUGAGGACCUGUGGAGUCUUCUGCCAUCCCUGCCAUCCUUCUCCCUCUCUACCUCCUCUUUGCUGGGUUUAGGGGCCCUGGCUUCUCUCACUGCAUACUGGCUGGUGACCCGUCCUCGACCCAUGCAUCCUCCCUGUGACCUGCAGGCCCAGUCUGUUGCCAUCAAUGGAGAUCCCAACUGCAGGAGAUCUGCUCUUCUGAAAGAUGAAAAUCUGCUGGAGUUUUACUAUGAUGACAUUAGGACGGCUUACGACAUGUUCCAGAGGGGCGUUAAGAUCACAGGAAAUGGCCCGUGUCUUGGCUUCAGGAAGCCAGGCCAACCCUACGAGUGGAUCUCUUACACUGAGGUGGCUCAGAAGGCACAGUGGCUUGGCUGUGGCCUGAUCGCGAAGGGCUGUCAACUGAAUACGCAACAAUUUAUUGGGAUAUUCGCACAAAACAGGCCUGAGUGGAUCAUUACAGAGGUGGCCUGCUAUACUUACUCCAUGGUGCUGGUGCCUCUGUAUGACACACUUGGGAUGGAGGCAAUGGUCCAUAUUACCAACCUUGCCGAGAUGACAGUGGUGAUUUGUGACCGGGAGGAGAGGGCGACAUCUUUGCUGGAGAACAAGGAGAAAGGCUUGACUCCAAAGAUCUCCUGUCUGGUUCUCUUUACCGACUUCAGCCAAGCCUUUGCAGAGAGGGCGGGGAAGUGCGAGGUGGAGGUUUUGAAACUGGAACAGAUCUUGGACCUGGGAAGGCAGAACCUCAAAGAUCCUGUGCCGCCCCAGCCACAGGAUCUGGCAGUGGUUUGUUUCACCAGUGGAACCACAGGAAAGCCCAAAGGAGCCAUGAUCACCCACGGCAACAUCGCCUCCAAUGCUUCCUCUGUCAUUAAGAUCCUGGAGGGUUCAUUUACAUUCCAACAAGGGGAUGUGUCGAUCUCUUACCUGCCGCUUGCCCACAUGUUUGAGAGGAUGAUUCAGCUGUCACUGUUCACCUUUGGAGCCAGAGUUGGAUUCUACCAAGGGGACAUUACUCUUCUUAUGGAUGACAUGAAGACUCUUAAACCCACCUUCUUCCCUGUUGUGCCUCGUAUUCUCAAUCGUAUCUAUGAUAAGAUCCUGGGCUCUGUGACCUCUCCAUUUGGACGGGCCUUGCUUCACUUUGCUGUAAGGAGAAAGCAGGCAGAGCUUCGCAGUGGGAUUAUGCGGAACAACAGUCUGUGGGACAAACUGGUGUUCAACAAGAUUCAGGCCAGUUUAGGGGGCAACCUGAGGUUUGCCUUGACUGCAUCAGCACCCAUCUCCUCCACAGUGCUGUCCUUCCUCAGAGCCACUUUGGGCUGUUUAAUAUUUGAAGGUUAUGGACAGACGGAGUGCACUGGAGGCUGCACUUUCUCUUUGCCGGGUGAUGCCAGCACAGGUCAUGUUGGUGCUCCUUUACCCUGUGCUAUGGUGAGGCUGGAAGACAUACCAGAUAUGAACUACUUUGCUAAGAACAGACAGGGAGAGAUUUGUGUCCGUGGGCCCAGUGUGUUCAAAGGCUAUUUGAAAGACCCAGAGAAGACAGCUGAGGCCUUGGACAGCGAUGGCUGGCUGCACACUGGGGAUGUGGGCCAAUGGCUUCCAAAUGGCACACUGCGCAUCAUCGACAGAAAGAAGAACAUCUUCAAGUUGUCCCAGGGAGAGUACAUCGCUCCAGAGAAGAUAGAAAAUAUCUAUGUGCGUUCUGUUCCUGUGUUCCAGGUGUUUGUGCAUGGAGACAGUUUACAGUCUUAUCUCAUAGGGAUAGUUGUGCCUGACCGAGAAGUGUUUGUUGACUGGGCUAAAGAACAAGGUUUUGUUGGGUCCUACCAGGAGCUGUGCCAAAAUCCUGAUGUAAAGAAUGCAGUGUUAGAAGACAUGAGAGCUGUGGGGAAAGAAGCAGGACUGAAGUCCUUUGAACAGGUAAAGGACCUAUAUUUGCACCCAGAUAUGUUCAGUGUUGCCAACGGCCUUCUCACGCCGACGCUGAAAAGCAGACGUACCGACAUCCAGAAAGUCUUUCAGCAACAGCUAUCUAGCAUGUACAACAAGACGGCAUCUUAACUUCACACUGCCCUGGAGGAUCAACACUGUCCACAGAGAAAGCAAAUUUAAACCCUAAAAUUCAUGCAGUGCCUCAUGUAGAAACCUACAGAUUUAUUACUCUGAUUUUAAGAACGUUAAACUUCUUUCCACAUUUGGCCCCAUUUUAUAAAGAUUAUGUGUUAACUCUUCAUUUGAAAAUAAUGUGAAUGGAUUCAAACCUUUUAAAUGAUAAAAUCUCACUGCUACUCCUGUCACUAAUACAGCUCUGUGGUUCGCUGGGGGAAACUAACUGUAGAAAGAAGAAUCACACAAGUUAUAGGAAACCACCUUUAGACACAUGAAAUUAGACAUUUUAUUUAAACUACACUUUCCUUAAGGAAGCUUUUUUUUUUAAAAGGGAUUCUUUAGUGUGCGUGGGAUACCGUUUCUCAUAAAAGCUGCAUUAUCUGUAUGAUUGUAUAGUUUUUUGGUCCCUCUAUCACCAUAACAUAAGGUUUUAAUUAACAUUUUUUAUUGUAGAUCAGUGGUCACACAAGUCUCAUGAUAUAAUUUUGGGUUAAACCAUCAGGAUUAAUAAUUUAAAUAUGCAAUGAUUUGUGAAAAAUAAAGGAUAAUCUGUAAAACCUUC